CUCUCGAUGUCGUCGCCGCCUCCGCCUUUGCCUACUACUCAGUCACCCACCAAUCAUAUGUUUAAUGAAAUGCAGUAUUCCACGAUAAAUGGCGGAGAGUUCUACAACGUGGGCCGUGACCUCGUUCGAAAUUUUCAUACUACGGCUGCCAACCGUGAGUCGAAAUAAUAAAGAAGUAUCCAAUCGGGACUGAGGUCUUUACAGCACAUAAAACUCUAUGGGAAGCAAUCGCUGGCGUUGGAGCUUCCCACAAUUCUGCCUUGCAGUUUGACCGUGGCAGCUGUCUCCCUGGGACCCGAAAAGCAGUGUUACGAGACAUCCAUGAAUGGAGUGCGUCCAAAAGUGAUUCCAACCCCAUAUGCUGGCUUUCAGGAACUGCAGGUGUAGGAAAGUCGGCCAUUGCACUGACAGUUGCUAAAUCAUGCGCCGAAAACAAUCGACUCGCCGCCUCUUUUUUCUUCUUCAGGUCCGACCCCAAGCGCAACAACCCAUCCUCCCUCAUGUUGACAAUUGCGCACGGUCUCGUUACCACGAUACCGUCACUGCACCCUAUCAUUCAUGGCAAGAUCGCCACUGAUCCCAGGAUCUUGGAAGCCACUUUGGAAGAUCAAUUCAGAGAGCUCAUUGUCUCUCCGUUAUUGAAUGUCUCCCCAUCAUCGAAAAGGAGAUGGUGGAUACCGAGAUGGGGACAGAGAUGGGGAUGGAGUCUGAGAUGGCGGAGACAGGUGCCAGAGCAACCAUUGCCUCAGCUGGUGCCCCAGGCAGUGCAACCAUCAUUGCCUCAGUCAGUUCAGAAACAUCCCAAUCUCGUCAUUAUUGACGGCCUGGAUGAGUGCAAGGAUAGCGACACCCAGUUGCGACUUAUCUCCAUACUAACAUCUGCCUAUCAACAUUCCCCCCAUUUCCCGCUGCGACUUCUGAUCUGUAGCCGUCCUGAAUCAUGGAUUCGAGAGGCCUUUGAUCUUCCAAACCUUUGUAUCCUCACUAAACACAUAAAGUUGGAUGAUUCUUAUGUGCCAAAUCAAGAUAUCGAACGGUACUUUCGCAGUGAGUUCACCAGCAUUCACACAAACAUUAAAUACAAACGGGUCGAAUUUCCGAACCCAUGGCCUUCCAAAGCUGACAUAGAGUGUUUGGUUGACAAUGCUUCAGCCCAAUUCAUUUAUGCGAUCACUGCGAUGAAAGUUGUGAAAGCGGAAUAUUCAUCCCCUAUCAAACAACUUCGCAUAGUUCUCGAUAGUCGAUCUAACCGAAUCUCUCCAAAAUCUCCAUUCCCUGAGCUCGACAACCUCUAUCAUAUAAUACUUUCCACCCAUCCCGAACGAGACACACUUCUCUGUAUCCUCAGUGCAAUUCUUCUACUGCCAGAGAGAUGUAGGAAUCCGAAGUUUAUCGAAAUAUUGCUUGGAUUCUCCCCUGGAGAAGUAGACCUGUCAUUGCGAGGAAUGCACUCAGUACUCAACAUCCGCGACCCAGAUGAUGAUAUUCGGGUUUACCACACUUCCUUCACCGAUUACCUCUGCACCAAGUCUCGAUCUGCCGAGUUCUACAUUGACGAGCCUCGGCAACGUGACUUCCUUGCUUGUCGAUGGCUCAUGGCUCUUGGUGAACACUGCAAGGCUCAGGCAACGAUUUUUAUUGUCAGAACUUUCUUGGGAGAAUGGGGCAACUUUUGCUCCUCCGUUCAACAGCCUAGCGUGCAAUUGCUACAUGAACUUGGAUCUCUUGAUCUGCUCAGCCUCGUCGUUGGUGUCAGUCUGCAAGUUGAAAUUAGCCUGACGCGUGAGUCAUGGGAUCGGUGGGCCGCAUUAUUCCGUUCCUUUCGAACCAUCCCUUCCUGGUUGGAUCGAGAGGGUGUCGACCCACAAAUCAUUGAGCGCUUUGUAGACAUCCAGGAUCGUAUCCAGGUGAACCCCUCGCUGGAUGAAGAAAUUCGAAGAGACCUUGAAGACUGGAUAAUCUUCAAUCUCACUGGUUGCACGUGGAGAUGUCCAUUGACAAAGCCUGUUGAUGCCUCAGUGGCGAAAUUGCUUGGUAGUGCAUGGAAUAGCGAGUCUUCCUCAGGUCCUCUUUCAUUAGCUGCCAGACCUACCGGUACUCUAGGCACCAGCAUGGAUAUUCCAUCUGGUUGCUUUCGUACUGUGAAGCACUUGUGUUAUGAUCUAGAAAUCAUGAUGGCGAGAUGUCGAAAGCUGGAACCAGCCGACAAAGAUAUGGAAGUGUCAGGAACUGCGCACACUGUUCGCAAUCUACUGGAAACAACGUUACUGGUAUCCUGCGUACCGCAACCUGCACUUCUCUCUAUACUCCAUACAAUCUCUGACGCGGUGAAGAUGUAUUCCGAAAUCAAUCAAAGGCAGGUUCACAUAUUUGAGAACGAAAUCAAUUCAAGGCGGCUUCACAUAUUUGAGCACGAAAGCAAUCCAAGGCAGCUUCGCAUAAUUGAGGGGUGUCGAAAGAAGCUACUUUCAUGGUGCGAGUCCUUCCCGGAUGGUUAUGCCGAAUGUACAGAUCUCAUCAAAAACCAAAUCUUACCCUUUUGCGAGUUUUACGGUUAGUAGUUUUGUUGUAGUCGGAUUUACUGAACGCAAUUGGCCAAAACUUCAGAAUCUCAAGUUCAGGAAUUCCUCCAGUUGGCCAACUGGUCCAUGAUCCGGAUGGGUAGAUUGAUACUUAGCUAUGCACAUUAAACGACGUACCAUAUAGUACCACUUAACUUACGAAGAAUUCCA
This is a messenger RNA of Marasmius oreades (fairy-ring Marasmius), 2732 nucleotides long. RefSeq lists its product as uncharacterized. The transcript has 5 exons. The record is from RefSeq and is a predicted model, not a curated record. NCBI's taxonomy places the organism in Eukaryota, Fungi, Basidiomycota, Agaricomycetes, Agaricales, Marasmiaceae. Bases 501 to 2558 code for a protein of 685 amino acids.